GUGCCGGAUCUUGCAGACCAGUGGAUGUUUACUUCAAGUUUUCGUUGAAUGUUGAACUCAUCCCCUCGAUUUAUCCUCAAGAAUUCACUUCUUAUACCAUCGAAAGGACCACUUGAUAACGGUAUUCUAUAAUUACAAAAUUCCUAAAAUGGAAGGCAGUACAGCUGCACCAGCAUCACUGAGGGACUACAGAACGACAUCGUCAUUGAGUGAAGGAUCUGAUGUCUUCAUAGACAGCAAUUCAUCACCAAAGCAGCACAGCRAUAAAAUUGAUCAGACUGACUCYAGUGAAGAGCUUGAAGCCUGUCAGUUCUCUCGAAAACUUAACCUMAAGUCAGAGAGYGAUACAGAAGUGAAAGCCAAUGGUUCUGUUUCUGAUUUGUCAGUGGGUCCAUUGUGCGUGGUAUGUAGUGAUAAAGCCACUGGCUACCAUUAUGGUGUUUUUACAUGUGAAGGCUGCAAAGGGUUUUUCAAGCGUACUGUCCAGAAGCAACUGGUGUAUGCUUGCCGUAGCGAUGGAAACUGUGAGAUCAACAUCAUAACUCGUAAUCGAUGUCAAUAUUGUCGAUUCCAGAAAUGUAUCGCACAAGGAAUGCUUAAACUAGCCGUACGACAAGACAGAGCACCAGGAGGACGACACAGACAUGCUUCACUUCAAGACCACAAACAGAAGAAGCCCAGACUAUCAAACAAGCCCAGCAAGAGUGCUUCUGUAGAUGAACCARCACAAAUCCAAAGUGACGAUCAGUUUAUCGAAGAGUCAGAGACGGCGAGUGACUACUUGGAGAUCGUUGAACAAWUAUCACAAUAUGURUCUAAGGUUCCUGGUGACCCACAGCCAGACACMCAGCCCGAUGGUGCCAUGGURACUGAUUGUAAUGAACAAAAAGACUUAGACGUUGGUCAUCUUAUGCAAAGUGCCUACCGAGAACUCUAUGACGUCAUUCUGUGGGGAAAGUCUGUACCAGGAUUCAAGGAUUUGAGUCUUGGUGAUCAAAUCACAUUAUUGAAGACUUCGUUCAUGGAUUUGAACGUAUUUCGAUUGGCCUACAGGUCCAUCCCUUGYGAUCCUCGGUCAUUACGAUUCAGUAGUUCCGUCAUAUGCGAUGCUGAGGCAUGUAUUGAAAUGGGAUGGAGCAAAGAUUUGACGGAAACUACGUUAGAGUUUUGUGGAAAGUUGAGAAAUCUAAAUAUUGAUGUUAAUGAGUUUGGCUGUCUCUCUGCACUAGUUCUUCUAAGUCCUGAUGCGCAAGGCUUGAUGGAUAAGGCAACAGUCUCCCAACUCCAGUCAAGAAUUUCUUCAUGUCUUCGUGACUAUGAAAUAAACCGAUAUCCUGACAAAGUGAAUCGUUUGGGGAAACUACUUCUUUGUCUUCCUACCCUAAGAGCUUACAGCGAGAAGGCUCUUGAAAACUAUGUGACUCUUGAAUUUUUUGGGAAGAUUGAUAUGCCGCCAUUGGUCGCGGAACUUCUUGGGUAGCUUGUCUCCUCUACGUGCGACAACAACAGGAAUAAGCGUUUGAUGUGGGAGACCCAAAAGUAUACAAAAAAACUUGAUGUAAAAUAAUUCAAACAAGAUGUAAUAUGUACGGGGUGAAAUCCACGAGUUAGCCUGUCGAGGGAACGCCUUGCUCAUCAAGAAUACAAACAAGGAAAUAAAGUAUUUCAGUCGUUUAGUAUCUUAGAGUUUGGACUUCUGUAACAACAGAAACGGACUACAAGCGAACGUUUGGAUGUAGUAGUCUGAGGAUUGACAUAAACUUGGUUAGUACGCUGUUAGAGUAUAUGUAUAAUGUCUGGUCAAUUAGCCUUAURAAGGUUCACAGCUUGYUGUUUAAAACGUCCCAAAAUCAAAUACUUGUCGUGUAAACUUGAAGCUUUGUAAAAUAUUCUUAAUACACUAAAAUCAAAUGCCAAGAAGUACAAACGUUUUUUCUGUUCAAAAAGCGUACGCUAUUUAGAUUUUGCUCAAAUUGGUCGACAGGGUAUGGUGACGUAAUUUACUCAGACCAUUUGAAGACAAUAAAACGAUAUAAGGCUAAAAAUCAAAUCUAGUCGAAUAGUCAUGAACGAAGAAUAGACCUUUUACGUCAUAUUUAGUAUACGCAAUGUAUUGUAGGAUAUUUUUGGAUAAAARGUGGAGGAUUGCUGGGAAACAGAUCCCRCAAUGCAUUGCAAAUCAAGUAAGUGACGUAAGGGUYWAUUGGUGGACGCUGCCGUGAUCACAAUAUAUCCGAACUUUACCCUUCUGCUGAAACAAAAUAUUGUAUGUGUUCUCAUAUACAAGACUAUUGCUUCAAGUUUAAACAACGAGGUUCGGCUGAUAUAAGUGACACAGUAAAACAAAUAAACAAGUUUAACUUCACAAUUUCCGUACUGAAGUUAUCCUUGUUUAUUUAUGUUUCAUAGUGUAUAGAUGUUUAGGCGUAGCCAUAGUAACUAGUGCUGGGUAAUGGCUCUUCGCUUUAAAUAUUCUCUUGUUAGUAGGGAAAUUACAAAUUAAACMUUUUGUCUCAGGACUCAUAAAAAACAUAGCCAUAGAAAGAUAAGGAUAGGAUAAAGUAGAAAAGCUCGAAACAUGGAUUCUGUCAUUUUAUAAGGGUAGAGAAUAUGUUUUCAAGCUUAUUAAAUAGAUUGUGGACGAGAAAAAAAUAUUAACUUGAAAUAGAAAUGGCGACUAUAACGUCAUGCAAAUAAUCGUUAUUCUUCGUUCAAAGUUUUAGACACGUGACAAUAGACCUGAUCGGCURAUACGUUGCUAGGAGUAAAUUUCAUUUUAAUUUUACAGCUGAAUUCUUAGUAACAAAAGUUCUUUUUCCUAGAAUUUUUAAAAAUCUGGAGUUAGCUAACAUGGCAACGCGUUGCCUCUUAGGUCUAUAAUCUUGUAAACUAAUUAAUCCUAUAUUAGGAUUUCCACAGGGAUCCCACUUUCGUUAGUUUGUUGAAGUUGAAAAGAAACCUAUUAACGGUGGGUCAUGCAAUGAAAAAGAUUACUUACAAUAUCCUUCGUACAGACAAUAUGUUCGGGACCCCUGUGUUACUGGCAGAAAUACGUUAAAUAUUCAUUAAACUGUUCUAAACCAA
Exaiptasia diaphana is the source of this 3084-nucleotide messenger RNA. RefSeq names its product retinoic acid receptor RXR-alpha-B. The record is from RefSeq and is a predicted model, not a curated record. Bases 149 to 1480 code for a protein of 443 amino acids. The transcript is spliced from 4 exons. Gene Ontology annotation, molecular function: sequence-specific DNA binding; zinc ion binding; DNA-binding transcription factor activity. NCBI's taxonomy places the organism in Eukaryota, Metazoa, Cnidaria, Anthozoa, Actiniaria, Aiptasiidae. Gene Ontology annotation, biological process: regulation of DNA-templated transcription.